Messenger RNA from Gastrolobium bilobum, 4272 nucleotides. RefSeq names its product putative disease resistance RPP13-like protein 1. The record is from RefSeq and is a predicted model, not a curated record. Lineage: Eukaryota; Viridiplantae; Streptophyta; Magnoliopsida; Fabales; Fabaceae. The transcript has a single exon. Gene Ontology annotation, biological process: defense response to other organism. Gene Ontology annotation, molecular function: ADP binding. The coding region runs from base 1 to 4272 and encodes 1423 amino acids.
AUGACUGUAGGAGAAGCAUUUUUGUCAGCUUUCAUUCAGGUUUUGUUUGACAGGUUGGCCUCAAAGAAUGUUGUAGAUAUUAUUCUUGCACGAGACAAUGACAAAGUCCUGAAGAAAUUUCAGAAGACUUUGCUGCUCAUUAAAGCAGUACUAAAUGAUGCAGAGGACAAGCAGGUUAAAAAUGAGGCUGUGAGAAUGUGGUUGGUCGAGCUUAAAGAUGUGGUUUAUGAUGCAGAAGAUGUUCUUGACGACUUUGCUACCGGAGUGCUGAGGAGGAGGUUGGAAUCUGAAUCUCAAACCACCUUUACUCAAAUAUGGAACCGUGUCCCAACUUCUCUCAAUCCAAGUAAUUUGAUGUUUGAUGUUGGGAUAGAAUCUAAGAUAAAGGUGAUCACGGAGAGGCUGAAUAAUCUUGCAAAUGAAAGGCAUGAACUUGGUUUAAGUGAGAUUGCUGCUGGGUGUCCAUUCAAAUUCAAAGAAACAUCUUCCAUGGUGAAUGAGUCCUACAUCUGUGGGAGAGAUAUGGACAAAGAGAAGAUUAUCCGAGUGCUGAUGGAGAAUAUGUCAAGCCAUGGCGAUGAAGAAAUUAUCUCGGUCAUUCCCAUUGUGGGAAUGCCAGGUGUUGGGAAAACAACAUUGGCUCAGGUUGUGUUUAAUGAUGACAAGGUGAAUCUGCAGUUUGAACUCAAGGCAUGGGUGUCUGUACCUGAUGAUUUUGAUGUCAAGAUCAUAACAGGAAAGAUUCUUGAGUCAGCCACUUCCAGAACCUGUGAUCUCAAUAGCUUGCAACAGCUUCAGGUUAACCUCAAAGCAGCCUUGAGAGGCAAGAAGUUUUUGGUUGUUCUGGAUGAUGUGUGGAAUAAAAAUUACAAUGAAUGGAUUAAGCUGGUAGCUCCAUUCAACGGAGGUGCUCCGGGAAGCGCAGUGAUAGUAACAACAAGGAAUGCACAAGUUGCUAAAAUGGUGGGAACUGUUGAAUCUCACUAUGUCAACAAGUUAUCUGAGAAGGACUGUUGGUCAGUAUUUGUGCAGCAUGCUUUUAGGAGUAAAACUAUUGAUGCAAAUCAAGCCCUUGCAGAAAUUGGUGAGAAGAUUGCUCAGAAAUGCAAAGGCUUACCGUUGGCGGCAACAACAAUUGGAGGCAUUUUAUCCUCAAAGCAUGAUGAAGAGUGGGAGCAUGUAAUGAACUUUGAAAUAUGGGAUCUUGCAGAGGAGGAAAGUGACAUGCUCCAAGCAUUAAGAUUGAGUUAUGAUCAGCUUCCUUCACACCUAAAGCGAUGUUUUGCAUACUGCUCCAUACUACCAAAAGGCUUUGAAUUCGGGGAGAAAGAGCUAGUGUUGCUGUGGAUGGCAGAAGGAUUUUUGGAACAACAAGCACAGAAGCAAAUGGAAGAUGUGGGCCAUGAGUACUUUCGAGAUCUACUCUCUGCUUCACUUUUUCAAAGGUCAAGUAGCAACAGAUCAUUGUAUGUAAUGCAUGACCUUAUCAAUGAUCUAGCUCAGUGGGUUGCUGGAGAAUCCUGUUUCAAAUUGGACACUAAUUUUCACUCACAUGGACAAAUAAAAAAGAGAAUUUCCAAACGGGCUCGGCAUGCAUCUUACGUUGGUGGUGAAUAUGAUGGUAUUCAAAUGUUUCAUGCCUUCAAAGAAGCCAAGUCUUUAAGAACAUUCCUCCCUCUAAAGCGUCAAAGGCUAGAAAAAUGGUCCUACAUAACUAAUCAGGUUCCUUUUAAAUUAUUACCUGAGUUAAGAUGCUUAAGAGCUUUGUCAUUGAGAGGAUAUUUCAUCAGUAAGCUUCCUGAUUCAAUUAGCAAUUUGAAGCAUCUACGCUACCUGAAUCUUUCUUGCACUAGCAUCAGAAAGUUGCCAGAAUCAGUCUGCAGUCUGUGCAAUCUACAAACAUUAUUACUGAAACACUGUUUCAAUCUUGAGGAGCUUCCAUCAAACAUGGGUGAUUUGAUCAACCUACGCCAUCUAGAUAUCACGGGAGCACAUUCUUUAACAGGUAUGCCCCAUGGUAUUGGUAAAUUGACACAUCUUCAAACAUUGUCAAACUUUGUUUUAGGCAAAAGUGGGAUCAGAGAAUUGAUGAUGUUGUCAAAUCUCCAAGGGAUACUUUCUGUGUCCAGGUUAGAGCAUGUGACCGACACUCGAGAAGCAGUUGAAGCUAUGUUAAAUAAGAAGGUAGGCAUUGAUGUGCUGAAAUUGAAAUGGAGCUGUUGUUUGAAUGAUGAGUCUCAUAUUCGAAGAGAAAAUGAUGUGCUUCAAAUGCUACAACCUCACAAAACUCUUACAAAGCUUACUGUGAGGUGCUAUGGUGGUAUCAGCUUCCCAAAAUGGAUAGGAGAUCCAUCCUUCAAGAGUCUAGUGUUCUUAAAGUUGAGAGAUUGUGCAAAUUGUACAACUUUGCCAAUACUUGGAAAUCUCCAUGCUCUCAGAGAUCUUUACAUCAUUGGAAUGAAAGAAGUAUGCUGCAUUGAUGGUGGGUUCUAUGGUGAUGGUUGCUUAAGACCUUUCCCUUCCUUGGAGAGACUACAUUUCAUGGAUAUGGAAAAUUGGGAAAAUUGGUUCCCCUCUGGCAAUAAUGAGCAGAGUGACAUAUUUUCUUCUUUGCAGCAGCUUUUCAUUGUGAAGUGUCCCAAACUUUUGGGAAAACUACCUGAAAAUCUUCCUUCUCUCAAAUAUCUAUUAGUUAAAGAAUGUGAACGAUUGAUGGUUACCCUUUCAAACCUUCCUCUGCUCUGCAAACUGGAAGUUGAAGGAUGCAAAGGCUUAGUUCUUAAUUGCACAACUGAAUUCAUGUCAUUGAACUCCAUGGCUAUUUCAAGCAUCUCUGAGUUAACAUCAUUAAGGGAGGGGUUGGUACAAGGGUUCAAAAGAGUUGAAAAACUCAAAAUUGUCAAUUGUGCUCUUGAUGAGAUAGUUCUUGCUGAUUGGUGGGGAAAUGAAGUUUGGUCAGAGAAGCAUCCACAUGGUUUGUCAUCCAUGCUCAGAUCAAUUGAGAUUAGAAAUUUCAGUGUCAUGAGAUUUAUCCCUAAAGCACUAAUGUUCAACAGCCAUUUUCUUGAACGCUUAUGCAUAUGUAAUUGUGAUUCCCUAGUCUUUGUCACAACUGAUCAACUGCCUCCCACUCUGAAAUCAUUGGAGAUAUCAAACUGUAAGAACUUGCAGUGUUUACUAGACAAUGGAGAAUGCUCUUCUUCAACAAUAACUAUGCAAGAGGACAAUAACCAGAAUAGUGGCACAAGCAUUUCUCAUCUGGAGUAUAUAUACAUUGGCUGGUGUCCAUCUCUCACUUGCAUAUCAAGAAGUGGUGAGUUACCUGAGGCUGUCAAACUUUUGUUCAUUUGGAAUUGUUCAGAGCUAACAUGCUUGUCAAUGAAAGGCCAGUUACCUAAAAAUCUUGAAAAACUGGAGAUUCAAUGCUGUCCAAUGCUAGAUUCAAUCGCAAGCACUAUGCAUGGAAACACUUCCUUGGAAUCUGUUCAGAUAUGGAACUGUGAAAACCUUAAAUCCCUCCCUGAUGGCUUGCAUUGCCUUGUGAAUCUAAAACAGAUCAAAAUUAUUGGUUGUCCAAGUUUGGUCUCCUUCCCAGAAGAAGGUUUUCCCACCUCUUGUCUGACAGAACUUUGCAUCAUGAGCUGUGAGAAACUAGAGGCCCUACCAAACUGCAUGCAUGAUCUCAAAUCCCUCAAAGAACUGGAGAUAGGAUACUGUCCUAGCAUUCAAUAUGUUCCUGAAGAAGGCUUUCCAGCCAACUUAACAUCCCUUUGGAUCAAUGACCAUAAUGCCUGGGAAGCAAUGUUCAACUGGGGUUUAUACAAGUUCACUUUUCUUAGGGACCUCACCAUCAUAGGUGUAAGUAUGCAUAUGCCACUUGAGGAACUGGGGACAAUGUUACCAUCCUCUUUGACCAGCCUCACUAUUCAAGGAUUUCCACAGUUAAAGUACAUGUCUUCAAAGGGCUUUCAUAAUCUUACUUCCUUAUCUAGCCUUGCCCUUAGAGAUCUUGUAAAUCUAACAUCCCUACCAUCCUUGGGGUUUGAUUACCUUACCUCUCUUGAAGAACUUUCUAUUUAUAACUGUCCCAAGAUUUUCUGUUUACCCAAAAAGGGCCUUCCUUCCUCACUUUUGGAACUCUAUAUUCAAGACUGUCCUCUGCUUAAACAACAGUGCAUGAAAGAUAAAGGGAAUGACUGGUCGAAGAUAGUUGACAUCCCUUAUGUUGAGAUUGAUGGCAAAUUUAUCUAUGACUCGGAUGACGAGUAUUGA